UUGAUCGUCAACUUUAUGAUGUAAACACAACACAAAGAAAUCAAUAUUUUGUAAUAUUUUUUUAGAUUUCCUCUUUAUUUGUUAGCUAUGGAAUUUAAAGCUAAAGAAAAAUUUGUUGACCAUGAUCAAAAAUAUAUAGAGAGUCAGCUGUUCACAUCAAUAGAUCUUGAACAGUUCAAAAAUGAACCAGAUAAUAACCAUGAUAACUCAGCAAUGGAAAUUAAAGUGAAAGCUGAAUUUAAAAAAGAAUUUGUUCAAGACGACCAAGGAUAUAUAGAGAGUCAUAUGUUGACAUCCAUAGAUCUAGGAGACUUGAAAAAUGAAAUAGAUGAAGAUAACUCAGGGUUUUCCAAGAAGAAUGUAUUGGAAAGAAUGAAAACAUUACCUGAAACUUCAUGCAACAAAGAACAACAUAUAAGUCCAAAAUCUGAAGAAAAAACAUUUAAAAAUUCAAUUUUUUCUAAAAAUUGUUCUUACAAAAAGAAUUUAAAUAAAAAUACAACAGUUCUCUCUAGACAAGGACUUUAUCAACGUCAAAUAUAUUCCAAGCAAUUUUCUCAAAAAUAUCGUUUAGAGCGUGUCAUGUAUAAGUGUGGAAUUUGUUGUAAGCAAUUUGCAAGUGGAAAGUGUUUAGAUGAACAUAUAAAAAUUCACGCUACAGAAAACGCUUAUAAAUGUGAAAUUUGUUUGAAGCAGUUUCGUGGAGCAACUAAUUUAAAAACACAUAUGAGAGUGCACACUGGAGAAAAACCGUAUAAGUGUGGAAUUUGUUUGAAGCAGUUUAGUCAACCAAGUAGUUUGAAAACACAUUCGAGAGUACACACUGGAGAGAAACCUUACAAGUGUGACAUUUGUUUUAAGCAGUUUACUCAACCAAUUAGUUUGAAAUCACAUUCGAGAAUACACACUGGAGAGAAACCUUACAAGUGUGAAAUUUGUUUAAAGCAGUUUACUCAACCAAGUAGUUUGAAAUCACAUUCGAGAAUACACACUGGAGAGAAACCUUACAAGUGUGAAAUUUGUUUUAAACAAUUUAGUCAGUUAUCAUAUUCAAAAAAGCAUUUGGCAGUGCACACUGAAAAAUAAACUUGUAUAGUUUAUGAGAGAAAUAGUUCAAAGAUCCGGCUCAGAUUAGUGAACUAAAUGAACUAGUUCGCCGGAGUUGGCUUAAACCGCUAAGUUGUUUAGAGUUUCUCGUUUCGUUCAUAAUUGAGAAGAGGUUGAAUUUCGAUUUCGAAUCUUCCGAGCUGGGUUGCUAUAUUAAACGAAUUAUCGUGUAAUUACACGAUUUGUUCCUAUUUUACACGAAUCAAGUAUGAAAUCUUGAUUUUUACCAUUAAACAAAAAAUUAAAUUUUAGGAAAUAAUAAUUAAAAUUAUUAUAAUAUUUAAUAGCCCAAUAAAUGACCGUUUUGGAGUGUAAUUUUCAGGGGCAACUCCGAAUUGCAUGAAAAUUUGGAUUUAGGUUCUACUUACCCUCCACUUCAAAGUUGAAUUUGUCCCAUUGUUGACAGUCACCCCUUCUCAGGAGGUAAAAACGCGUGUUUAAAAUAAGCCCGGAAAUGGAUAAAUUGACCGAUUAUAAGCAACUUUAGUUCUAUAGUUUUUUACGUAAGUUAAUACUUUUCGCGUUAUUCGCAAUUGAAAAUGUUGAUUUUUCGACAAUGAAACUACGUUUUCAGACAGAUUUUUCACAAAUAACUCUAAAAGUAAAUAUUUUAUCGAAAAAAAUAUUCUAAGCAAAAGUGUAGCUUAUAAAAAAACAAAAAAAAAAUGGUUUAUCAGUAAAGUCUAUAAAUUGAGAAAAAGCAAAGUUGUAGCUCAUGAAAAAUACGUUCUUAUUCGUCUAAUUCCAAAUUGAAUAAGUCAACGCGAAAUCACCGAAAAAUUAAACACUUUUCGGGAAAAGCUUAUUAACAUUUUUAAAGUACCUAAAAAAAGAUUUAUAUUUGUUUAUUACAAAAGUUUCUAUCACGAAAAAUAAACUAGUUACACUGAAAAAAAAGUUAGUCCCUUUUUUUGGUAAAAAAAAAUUGUGAAAAACUCCCUCUAUUUAGCACCCUAAAUAAAAUUAAUCGUUACCGCUUUACCAUUUAUUUUAACUGUAUGUAUAUUAGUAUGGUAUAGUUAGACCCAAACCCAGACAUCCAAGUGAAAGUUAUCCUCCAACACCAAAUUGUUCUAUAUGGUCCACAUAAUGUUCAGAAAAAAGUCACACCAUUUUGAGC
Messenger RNA from Diabrotica virgifera virgifera (western corn rootworm), 2227 nucleotides. RefSeq names its product zinc finger protein 271-like. Gene Ontology annotation, biological process: regulation of transcription by RNA polymerase II. The record is from RefSeq and is a predicted model, not a curated record. Lineage: Eukaryota; Metazoa; Arthropoda; Insecta; Coleoptera; Chrysomelidae. Gene Ontology annotation, molecular function: RNA polymerase II cis-regulatory region sequence-specific DNA binding; DNA-binding transcription factor activity. The coding region runs from base 88 to 1086 and encodes 332 amino acids. The transcript is spliced from 3 exons.